AUGGCUCAAGCAUUUACCACGGCUUAUGACCGACUUGAACUGUACACCCUCAUGGAGCAGCUUCAGAGGUUGGUUCUUUACUACGACACAGACUAUGUGGUCUAUGCCUGUGAGAAGGACUCUCAGUGUGGAGGGAGGAUGUGCUGUGCGGUCAGCUUAUGGAUCCGAAGCCCGAGGAUGUGUGCCCCUAUGGGACAGGAGCGAGACGAUUGCCACUGCUUGAGUCACAAGGUUCCCUUCUUUGGCAAAAGACUACACCACACAUGUCCAUGUCUUCCAAAUCUGGCAUGCAUCACCACAUCCGAGGGCAAAUCAAAAUGUCUUUCCCCGUACAUGUACCAAGAAUACUACCUCUGA
This is a messenger RNA of Oncorhynchus keta (chum salmon), 357 nucleotides long. Its product is annotated as toxin MIT1. Lineage: Eukaryota; Metazoa; Chordata; Actinopteri; Salmoniformes; Salmonidae. The record is from RefSeq and is a predicted model, not a curated record. The transcript is spliced from 4 exons. Bases 1 to 357 code for a protein of 118 amino acids.